UGCAUCCGAUCAUCUCCGUCUCGCCGCUCUCACGGCACACACUGCAGUCCAGUUUUUCCGUAAAGCGUGGGCACCAUACAGCAGUGACGACGAAGCACAACGCUCCAACGGCCGAAAAACGCGCAGCUCAAGCCCCUCCACAGCUUGUACUUUUGCCACGAUAGGAGCAACAACACAUGAUGCUUAGGCUGACCAGGUCAGCCCUCCUGGGGCUCGUGUGCGCAACCACCAGCCUCGCCGCCGCAACCCCCUUCGGCGUCGUAACAGCGCCCAGGUCCGACAGUAGCCCGGCCUUCGUGUCGGCAUGGUCGGGCGUCAGGUCGGGUGGCGGCUGCCACUCGGAGGAGUGGAGAAGCAACUGCACGCCUGUGCGCGCCGCGGGCGCCAACCGGCCGUUCUCGUCCGCUCGCAGGCCAGCACGUAGCAGCAGCAGAAGCAGGGCGAGGUCAAGCAGACCUUCGCGGGGAGGAGCGCUGCGGAUGGGCAGGGACUUCUACGAGGUGCUCGGCGUGGAUAGGGGCGCCGACAAGUCGCAGCUUAAGUCGGCCUUCCGGAAGCUCGCCCGCGAGUACCACCCUGACGUCAACGACUCCCCCGGCGCGAGCGAGAAAUUCAACGAGAUCAGCACCGCCUACAGCGUCUUGAACGACGACGAACAGCGGCAGCGUUACGACCAGUUUGGGGAGGCGGGGAUCGGAAGAGGAGGCGGAGGAGGGGGUGCGGGAUUCGACCAAGUCGACCUUUCGGACAUUUUCGACAGCUUUUUUGGUGGAGGUGGUAUGGGUGGCGGGGGCCGACAGCAGCAGAGGCGGCAGGGGCCUGUACGAGGUGACGAUCUUCGAGUGGACCUUGACUUGGACUUCAAGUCAGCUUGCUUCGGAGUGGAAGAGAAGGUCCGCAUUCGCCACCUCGAGACCUGCAACACGUGCUCGGGCAGCGGCGUGAAGCCGGGGGCCAAGGUCAGCACGUGCGGGCAGUGCUCGGGGUCCGGGGUGGUGAUUCAGGCCACCCGUACCCCCCUCGGCGCCUUCCAGACCCAGACGACUUGCCCAACUUGCCGCGGGACCGGAGAGGUUGUCGAGGAGUACUGCGGGUCUUGCUCUGGCCAGGGCGUCGUGGAGAAGACCAAGCAGGUCAAGGUCAAGGUGCCAGCCGGAGUGGACGACGGCAACAAGCUCCGGGUCAAGGGCGAGGGAGACGCGGGAGCCAAGGGGGGGCCUGUGGGAGACCUGUACGUGUUCCUCAACGUAAAGAGCGACCCCAAGUUCAAGCGGACAGGGAAGGACAUCUACAGCGAGCAGAAGAUUUCGUACCUGGACGCCAUCCUCGGAAACGACAACGUGAACGUGGAGGUCGUGGACGGGAAGGUCGAGAUCAAGGUGCCAGCGGGCUGCCAGCCGGACACGGUGCUGCGCAUCCGAGGCAAGGGGUCCCCGCAGCUCAACAACGCGUCGGUCCGUGGUGACCACUACGUCACCAUGAAGGUCACCAUCCCGAGAGACGUGAGCGGGGAAGAGAGGAAAUUGUUGGAGGAGCUCCAAACGAAGGCGGGCGGGAAAGUCAAGGACAGCAAGAAGAAGAGCAAGGGAAACAAGGGUUUCGGCGGCAUCUUCAGCUAAAUCAUUUUUGCCAUCAUGAAGGAUUAACUCUCCGGCGGGGGGGUCUGGUCGCUUCAUUUUCUGCUGGCGGCCCACGCACAGCAGCAGCAGGCGGAACUUGAAGGACCUAGUCUCAGCAACGACGCCAUGUUGAGAUUUGUUGUCGUUUUGACUUUGCGGUGUAGCCGGCCUGAGUUUCGGAACAUUUUUCGGAGAUGUUAUUGUGUGUGUGUCCCCGCCCGAAAGGGAAAUCCCAAGGAUGAAGAGUUCUGUGUGUAGAGGGGGUUAAGCGUGUAGGCUUUGUACCGGUCGUUUCGCGGCGGGGUCGAUAUGCCAAUGGAGUAGUUUCACUUUUUUAGAAAACACAUGGUACCACCAAGAAGGGAACGGCAUGAGGAACCCAGUUCGGAGGGGUGCGUUUUAAGUCUUGACGGCGAACGGUGGAGUGGAUGUGCUGGGCUUGUUUGUGUUGUUUUGUUUCGAGUGCGGGCGUCUGCAGGGAUGCCAUUGCCGCAUGCCUUUCUCUUCCAGAGUGCUUAGUUUUGCGCCGGUAGCUGUAACAAAUGUCGUUGUCCUAUUUGUGAGAGAGGCAGGGAUGGUAAACAGUAUCGAAACGUUUCGUGCAAGCUGCGGUGGCAUGCGUGCAUCUUUACACCCAGCUAAUACUUGCCAUUUUUUUUUUAUCACGCAGCUCUUGUCGUUCGUGGGUUCCUCGUUGUGACAAACUCGAUACCACAGAGUAACAAGUAAAUGUUCAACAUGCAUCACGUACCUGUCGGUUUUUGUUGGCCCUCCUGUUUCAGGACUGAUAACAAGAACGUGCAUAGAUCCGUGUUCUACGAAGGUCGACGAGAAACUUUGGAGGGAAUUAUACUGUUGUAUUGUGGGUUUCGC
Ectocarpus sp. CCAP 1310/34 is the source of this 2492-nucleotide messenger RNA. Lineage: Eukaryota; Phaeophyceae; Ectocarpales; Ectocarpaceae. The record is from the annotation of a GenBank genome assembly.